ACUGCCUUUGCUGGAUUUCGUAGAAGGGAAACCGAUGUGUCUAACCGCACCGAAUGGAAACUGACCAUGGUGGCUGAAAGUGCAUUGCUGGAAAACCUCUGCGUUCUUCUACCGGUGCAUUCAGGGGGCGAUGCAUGUGAAUUCCACCCGGUCGAGAGAAGUGGGGGAACAUUUGCUUUCCAGAACUCCACAGCUAAACAAGAUCUUGGCAAUGCCAACCGCUUGUCAACCAGUGUUUGUCAAGCCUCCAGAACAUGGCCUUCCAUCCUGGGAUGGGCUGAUGCACUUUCCUGGCAGAAAAUAUAAAUGGAAUAUCCUAGACAUAACAGACAGGCAUUUAUGUAAGAAAAGGCACUGUGAAUGUAACAAUAUGCUGAGAAUCGGACACCAGCCUACACAAUUCCUGCAUGCUUCGAGAGCAUGGACUAGCUCAGUGAUCCUGCCAGGCCACACAGAUAUGAAUGUUGAAGGCAUAACAAGUGUCAAGGAAUACCAAAUGCAAGAGACAAAAUGUAAAGGGUACAUACCCAGUUACUUAGACAAGGACGAGCUAUGUGUCGUUUGUGGUGACAAAGCCACGGGGUAUCACUAUCGCUGCAUUACUUGUGAAGGUUGCAAGGGUUUUUUCCGAAGAACUAUUCAGAAAAACCUUCAUCCAACUUACUCCUGUAAAUAUGAAGGAAAAUGUGUGAUAGACAAAGUCACAAGAAACCAGUGCCAGGAAUGUCGCUUCAAGAAAUGCAUCUAUGUUGGCAUGGCAACAGAUUUGGUGUUGGAUGACAGCAAGCGACUAGCGAAAAGAAAACUGAUAGAGGAGAAUCGAGAGAAGAGACGUCGGGAAGAGUUACAGAAAACCAUUGGGAUGAAACCUGAGCCAUCAGAUGAAGAGUGGGAGCUUAUCAAAAUUGUUACGGAAGCCCAUGUCGCCACCAAUGCACAAGGAAGCCAUUGGAAACAGAAAAGGAAAUUUCUGCCAGAGGAUAUUGGACAAGCACCAAUAGUAAAUGCCCCAGAAGGCGGGAAAGUAGAUUUAGAAGCCUUCAGCCAGUUUACAAAAAUUAUCACACCAGCAAUCACAAGAGUGGUGGAUUUUGCCAAAAAGUUGCCUAUGUUCUGUGAGCUGCCAUGUGAAGACCAGAUCAUCCUUCUGAAAGGUUGUUGCAUGGAGAUUAUGUCCCUCAGAGCAGCAGUUCGCUAUGACCCCGAGAGUGAGACUUUGACCCUGAAUGGGGAGAUGGCGGUGACCAGGGGCCAGCUGAAAAAUGGGGGUCUUGGAGUUGUAUCAGAUGCCAUUUUUGACCUGGGCAUGUCAUUGUCAUCAUUCAACCUAGAUGACACGGAAGUCGCUCUCCUACAGGCGGUACUGCUGAUGUCUUCAGAUCGUCCGGGUCUUGUCAGCGUCGAGAGAAUAGAAAAGUGCCAAGAGGGCUUCCUCCUGGCAUUUGAACACUACAUUAAUUACAGAAAGCAUCACAUUGCACACUUUUGGCCAAAACUGCUGAUGAAAGUGACGGACCUACGAAUGAUUGGCGCCUGUCAUGCUAGCCGCUUCCUGCACAUGAAGGUGGAAUGCCCAACAGAACUCUUUCCCCCUUUGUUCCUGGAAGUUUUUGAGGAUUAAAAAGACUGGAGAGGUUCUCGAAAAUCCUAUAGCACUACUGGGUGUCUGUCAUUUCAUUCCAUUGCCUAGUAUUUUCUCUCUUUCUUUUUUUGUGUGUCCAUUUCCAUUUUGUUCCACCUUGUUUUUUGUUUGGAGGAUUAUUUUUGAUAGGCACGAUUGAUGAUCUCCCUUCAAUGCGGGUACUUGUGACAAUUGCAUUUGUGUGUGUGUGUGUGUCCUUUUGAUGUGAAUCCUUUGAAAGUUUGACAUUGGGAAUACAAAUGAAUCCGUUUCAUUCACCAGCAUUCAGGUGCUCAUAAGCUCACACUCAUCACUGCUUGGAGAGAGGUGGGAAAAUAAGCUGAACUAGUAGAGAAACAAAUAGAUACUCAGAUCUUUAUAUUUUUUAAUUCUGCCAUAUUUUGUACAGUAUUAUCUCACUUUCAGGACACGAGGUAUUUGCUACAAUCUAGCAAGUGUUAGGCUCGCCUAAGUACCAGCUGAAAUCGAUAGGACUUAACCAUGCCUAACUUUCACCUGAUUGCAACCAUGGUUUUUAGUAGUUCUUAAGAGAGUGCAUCUUAAUUUAGCCAAAGACUUCCAUAAUUGCCAUCAUUGCUUUGAGAUCAGAAUGGGUAUCUUACAAGUAAAUAAAUAAAACCUUUUGUA
Podarcis raffonei (Aeolian wall lizard) is the source of this 2269-nucleotide messenger RNA. It is a transcript of the gene THRB, whose product is annotated as thyroid hormone receptor beta. The coding region runs from base 131 to 1621 and encodes 496 amino acids. NCBI's taxonomy places the organism in Eukaryota, Metazoa, Chordata, Lepidosauria, Squamata, Lacertidae. The record is from RefSeq and is a predicted model, not a curated record. Gene Ontology annotation, molecular function: RNA polymerase II cis-regulatory region sequence-specific DNA binding; zinc ion binding; nuclear receptor activity. The transcript is spliced from 7 exons. Gene Ontology annotation, biological process: thyroid hormone receptor signaling pathway; positive regulation of transcription by RNA polymerase II; cell differentiation.